AUGUCUUCCGAUACAACAUCACGAUUGCCAUGCUAUUUUCUUUCUCAUGGUGGACCGACAACAGUACUUGAUACUGAAAAUGCUGAAUAUAAAUUUCUUCAACAAUGGGGAGAUAAAGUUUUGAAUGAAAUCAAACCAAAAGCCAUUGUCAUUAUUUCUGCCCAUUGGGAAACUAAUGGCGAGAUUAAAGUCGGAAAGUUUGAAGGUGAAACACCGAUUAUUUACGACUUCGGUGGAUUUGCAGAAGAACUAUACAGGCAAAAAUAUCAUAGCAAGGGUUCACCAGAAUUAGCUGACAAAAUUGUCAAUAUGUUAAAAAAGGAAAAAUUUAAAGCUUCAGUUGAUACGACUCGUGGACUCGAUCAUGGGGUUUGGGUACCUCUUAAAGUAGCAAUUCCUGAGCCGAAAGAUUUGCCUAUAGUACAAGUGUCUCUUAUACGCCACGCUUCAUAUGAAGAUAAUAUUAGAGUUGGACGUGCUUUGGCACCCUUAAGAGACGAAGGAAUUCUUAUUAUUGGUUCAGGUACGAUGGUUCAUAAUUUGCGCGACACAUUCAGACAUUUUAAUCGCGUAACAAAUACAUUUUCUGGAGAAGUACUCCCGUAUACUAUAACAUUUGAAAGGGACCUUGAUAAAAUAUUGUUGAACUCUAAAGGUGAAGAAAGAGAAAACCAAUUAAUUAAAUUGAUUGAUCAUCCAGUUUUGAGACAAGCACAUCCAACCGAUGAUCAUUUAGUUCCUAUUCAUAUCGCAGCCGGUGCCGCAGGACAAGAUCCUGGAAGGAAAAUUUUUGAACAAUUUACUACUGGAAUGAGUUUAGGUUCAGUGGAAUUUUGUGCUAGUGGAUAA
This is a messenger RNA of Dentiscutata erythropus, 849 nucleotides long. The record is from the annotation of a GenBank genome assembly. NCBI's taxonomy places the organism in Eukaryota, Fungi, Glomeromycota, Glomeromycetes, Diversisporales, Gigasporaceae.